Lepisosteus oculatus (spotted gar) is the source of this 5453-nucleotide messenger RNA. The record is from RefSeq and is a predicted model, not a curated record. NCBI's taxonomy places the organism in Eukaryota, Metazoa, Chordata, Actinopteri, Semionotiformes, Lepisosteidae.
AUGGCAGCUCUGUCCGGCGGAAAGGAAUUAAUAUUAUUAUUGCUCCUGAUGCUCACCACUCUGUACUCCUUUAUAAAGCAGGGGCAGGGUGGAGGAGACAAAGGGCCGCGGCGUCCAGCCGAAAAACCACAUCGGUCGGGCAAGGCCGCGCUGCGAGCCCUGAGCCGGGCCCCCACCCCCAGAGAGUGCGCCGACAGUUCACAGUCCUCGGGAAAGGGUGCCCGUUCCUGCAAGAGAGGCGUCCUCUCUCACGUCGGGGGCGCCGGUGGGAAGGGUGUGUGGGGUGCAGCAGGAAUGGUGUAUGAGAUGGAGGAGCCGGACGCAAGGGAUCCCAACUAUGAUGAAUCAUCUCAGUUGCAGACUUGCUUUCAGAUGGCUGGUAACCCAAACAGCUGCCAGAGUUGUUGGUCAGAGACCAGAGGGUGUAUUCAUUGUCUGUGUUUCCCAGAAUGCACUGGUGGUGAAGACAUGGAGCAACAACAGUCCUGUUUUCUGUUGUUGCAGGCUCUGUUAAAGGAGUUGAACCUGGGACCUAACAAAUACGAGUUCUCGUCGCUGGCAGUGGUGCUAGCCCUGGAGGGCAAGGCCAGCCACCGGGAGCUGAUGUCACGCCUGCUGUCUGACCUCGUGGGCAGAGUCCUGUCAGAAGACGACAUGGCGCGGGCGUUCGACAAGAUGUUGACAGACCUUCCAGACCUCAUCCUGGACACACCUGAGGCCCCUCAGAUGCUAGGUCAGUUUAUCGCCAGGGCGAUUGCAGACCACGCGCUGCCGAUGAAUUUCCUGGACCGCUACAAGGGCAAAGUGGACUGCGACCAUGCCAGGGCUGCUCUGGACCGGGCUGCUGUACUGCUGUCCAUGAAGAGAGAAAUUGUGCGACUAGACAAUGUGUGGGGUGUGGGCGGAGGACAGAGGCCGGUCAGGCACCUCAUCAAAGAGAUGAACCUGCUGCUGAAGGAGUACCUGGUGUCAGGGGAGGUGUCGGAGGCGGAGCACUGCCUGCGGGACCUCGAAGUGCCUCACUUUCACCACGAGCUCGUCUACGAGGCUGUAGUCAUGGUGCUGGAGUCCAAAGGGGAGACCGCAGUCCAGAUGAUGGUGAAGCUGCUGAAGGUAUUCUGGGAAACUGGGCUCAUAACCCUGGACCAGAUGAACCGAGGGUUCCAGCGCGUGUACAACGAGCUGCCUGAUAUUAACCUGGAUGUGCCUCAUGCCCACACUAUCAUGGAGACCUUUGUGGACCUGUGCUUCCAAGAGUCUGUCAUCACCAAACAGCUAAGAGACGCUUGUCCUUCCAGGGGGCGCAAGCGGUUUGUGAGCGAGGGGGACGGAGGCCGCAUCAAGCAGUAGAGCGGAGCGAGAGAGUGUGGGCGCCUCCCCCCUGCCCGGGGCCCGGGGCCCGCGGCAGGGAGAGCCCCGAGUGGCCCCGGCGCUCGGCCCCACGUCAACGCCAGCGGAAUGUGGAAAAGGGGGAGGGAAGGGGGGGUGGGAGGUGUGGGCUGUGGGCUGUGGAAGCUUAUUUCUCCUUUUAUUUUUUUGGUCUUUCUCCCGAGUUCGUGUUUUUUUUUUGGCGUGCUCUUGAACGGAGGGAGGGAGACUGGAGGGAGCUGGUGGGGGGGGUUGGUUAUGGCGGUUCCUGCACCGGUGACUGUCCGUUGUAUUUUGCAUUGCAUGUCAGGCCAUGAUUCAGAUAUGGGUCCUAGUGACGAAGAAAGGAAGCAGCGGGGAUUCCGAACUUCUCUUAAUAGGGCUCUGGGGUGAGGGUGAGCGUGUCUGGUGUCUCUUUUGUAUUUUACUUCUUGACCGCGUUAUACUUGCACAGUAAUGUCUUGCUUUCCUGCGGCUCUUGGCGGUUUUCUGGUGGGGAAGCCUCUCCACUCCCUGCAGUCUUGGUGCUAGCAGCCUAGCUGUAUCUCAGUUCGGUGCCGCUUAGGAAAGACGCUACACCUUGACCAGGCCCUCUCCCGCCUGCCGUCUUUGCUAUUCCUGUUGCCAGUUUGUUGGGAGGUCUGCCUUCCCGGGAUCCUGACUUCAGAGUGCAGGCAGCCACGGGGUGGUGCUGUCCGGGAGGUUAUGCCUUAUCCCUCUACACAGACGGUCAGCACAGUCGUUGCAGGUUCACCGGUGGAGAUGAAGGCAGGCGCAGGCAGGUGUGUGGCAGUGAGUAACAUGUCCUGAGCAAGGUCUGAAAAGGUCUAGAACUUACCAAAAAAAUCUUAUUGGGGGUGUAGCUAGGAUAGACCGUUUGUAAAGAUGGCUUUUCAGCCAGUCAUCAGAUACUGUACAGAAUUCCAGGAAUAUUGUAGAAGAUCCAUAGCAAAACUGCCAAUGAGCAGUGAAGGAGCUGGAAGGAUGAGGGAGUCACAAAAUAUUUUUUUUUUCAAGUGUAACAGCAGAGAUGUCAAGCGCUCGACAUCUUUGUUUUUUUUGAGGUAGAACCAAAGAGCGUGGGGUUCUAAUGUCACAGUAUUCAUGUUUUUGCGCUUUUAAUGUUGAUUCCAUUUCAUGCUUCUGAAAGAAAACAGUUUUUUUUUUUGCCAGAGUCAAACCCAGCUGUAAAAAUAUGGUGUGUGGAGUACGUCUUUGAAAAUGAGAUUUCGCAAAGAUUUCUAAAUCCGGGGAAAACGCAGAACUUAGUUUGCGUAGGAGACAGAAGACGGUUCUCACACACCUGAACUCUUCUUGUUUGCAUGAGCUUUAGAACUAUUCUUCUGGAGUUUAGCUACUUGCCCUCCUAGCUGUUGCAGUUUUUAUUUGUAUGCAUCCAAAGAUUUGUGCUUAAGCUGUGAACCUGAACUGUGUAAAAGGGGACACAUUAGCUCUGUUAUACUGGCCUAUAACCUGAGAUUUUCCAGUAAAAGUGACCAAACGACAUUCAAAAUCACGACUCUGAAGGGGAAAAUUGAAACCGAUGGAACAGCUAGGGAAAAAAUUUAUUCCAUGUUAUGCCAGGAACGAAAAAAAAAAAAAACACAUAUUACUUCAGCCUUUUCUGGUCGGUUAAAAUGGGCCAGAAUAUUAGAAACAGGUAUUGUGUUUUUCAGUGGAUUUGAAACAUGUAUAAUAACCUUGAUGACAGCUGUUAUAAAAAAAAAGUGCACAGAAAAGUACAAGUGCUACCAUUACUUUCAUUUUUUUUUUGUUAGGAAUGGAUCUUAUUUCCCAUGAGCCUUUUUAUAGCUUGGGCAAAAUCUCAUCUUUUCAUUUUGUUUCUCCUAGUCUGUAUGCUGUCCUAUUCAAUUCUCUCCUUCUGAACCAAAACGGAUCUUCAGAGCAGGGUUGCUUCUCUCUGGCACUUUUCGUAUUCUGAAUUAUGAAACCCUUACCUAGCUUGUAAGAGAGCAGUUUUUUUAAUGCUAAGUUCUUCUUCACAACAUUUUGACCACAAGUCUCUUUAAAUCUGAUGUCUUUGUAUAUAAUGUACUGUCAGCUUUUUUUUGCUUUUAAAGCUGAAACCAGAACUCCUACACAAUGUGACAAAAAUGAGUACAAACUCUGAUAGUUUCCUGACUCCUUUCUUUCUAUAAGAAAUAAUAUGUAGUCACUGAUGAAAUAUUUCUAGAGGCACACCUACUUUGAAAACAUUUUUCAGGUUUCACAAAUUUACAAAUGUAGAGGCCUUCCAAAGGGUGCAGUUUACAGAACAAUGCACCUAUUAGAUGAAUGAGAUGCUAAAUUGCUAUUGGUUUAUGGUGAAGAGUGAGACGGGUUUAUUUGCAAUCAGUUCCACCAUUCGUUGACUAUUGUUGGCUCGGCAUAUUUGAAGACAAAAUAUUUAGAAAUAAUUAGAAAUGAAUGCAGCCCCGAUUGUCUGAAAGUGCUGUUCGGGCAGCUAGGAUGCAUUAUAACCUUGUUAGUUUAUUUCCUUUGAAAGAAAUCUCUACAAGCUGAACAGACAGCACAGAUUGUGAAAACGGAAUUACUUUUUUCAAAGGGCUUAAAAGCAGCCUCACCAGCUGCAAUGGAGACACAGCAUCUACUAGCUUCCUGAGUGGCCGCCUUCCAGUCAAUUAAUGGUCUGUCUCACUUUGGGCUGUGUAGGAUUUUAAAAUAUUGUUCAAAUGUGAAUUGCAGCAAAGAAAAGCCUUUGAAUUCCAUCACCACCCAGCACCAAUACAUCUUGAAACUGCUGCUUGAAAUGAUCAAGUGCAAGUAUUUCCUUACAUCUGGUUUCAUGAAGUGUCUUUUUAUUUCCCAGUUCUCUUUAUAAUAUUUCCUCUCAAAUAUAAUGCAAAAUUAAGUGGGCGUACAGACUUAUUAUCAAGGUCCUGAUACACCUAAUGAUAACAUCUGAGGUGGUUUCGAAACCUAAAAGAAAGGAUUACAUCAGCUGCUGGUUUACAACUGUCCAGUUUUAUUUUGGCAGAGUUUGAUCAAAUUCAGAUGACAUUGCGUUUUUAAUCAAAUAAGUGUUAAAUGAUUGUGUAUAAGAAAACUUAAGAAAUGGAGAGAGAGAAAGCCCUGCUUUGGAACACAGUGACUGAAUCGCUUUGUAAAUUCAGAACCUCUUAACGGUGCAGGAAGUAAGCACAACAAAUGUUGACUUUUUGUGUGCAUUUGUACUUCAGUUGUUUUUAUUUUUGUCCCCAGUAAGGACAGUUUAACCAAAAGGACCUGGAAUGUUAAUCUCUCAAGGUGCACUGAUAGAGCCUUAGGCACAUCUCAGUGUGAUGUUCUCUGCUCAGCUCAUAGUCGCCCCCAUGGCUGGUGGUUUGGCCAUCAUCAAUGGGGAAAAUCCCAUUCCUUUUCUUUGGUUCUACUCCCUGCAUUAUUUUUUUCCCCGUUGUGGCUGGGGAGUCCUUAGCGGGUGUGCAGAUGUGCAGUUAACACGGUUACUUCUGUAUGUCGGUGCGCAUGAUAAUCCACACACUUGUGAUAAUACCGUAUUGUUAAAAGCCACCAGCCUUUUUCAAAAAAAAAAAAUCAGUCAAGCAAUCAAAUGCUGGUAAACCCAACAAGGAUGAAUGGCAUCAACUUUUCAUCACAGCUUCACGUGGUCAAAAGGGUUAAUAAAAAUACAGAGUAAAAAUCCGUCAUUCGGGUUCGAUGGUGUAGGGUUAUCAUCAGCAGCUUCCUUAUUUCUCGGGGUAUGUGUGUGGAGGGGUAAAGAGUUAAUUUUUGGUGUAAAUACCUAAUUUCAGGUUAUCACUGCGUUUUUGUAACAUUUUAAAGUCAUUUUUUACAAGUGUGAACGUUACUGUCUGAACAGUUGUUUUCUUUCAGGUAAUUUGUUGAAAAUGAUGACAGUGCUUUAGCUCCUAUCACAAAUGGUAACCAAAAAACCAGUAUUGCUGUUUUUUUUCCAGUCUUUUUGUACCCUCCUCUGAACCUGUAAUGCAACACAUUGUGAAUCACUUGUUAAAAAGCUUUACUUCUCUUUGUUCUGUUACUUCCAGCAUUGCAAAUACAUUUGGGACAGUGUCAUUAUUUCAAUAAAAGUUGACCUAAUCCUA